Acanthocheilonema viteae is the source of this 684-nucleotide messenger RNA. The record is from the annotation of a GenBank genome assembly. NCBI's taxonomy places the organism in Eukaryota, Metazoa, Nematoda, Chromadorea, Rhabditida, Onchocercidae.
AUGCAAACGACAAAUUCUCAAGCGGAUCAAUGUGAUUGCGAUAAUGAUUACGGUUCACCGUUUUGCGAUGGAAUUCAAAACAAAGAUAGCGAAUGUUAUGUGAAUGGUGAUAAAUUAAAGCUAUCACCAAAAGGCAUACAUUGUGCGAAAAGUUGUGAAACAUGCUGCAAGCUGCCACGUUUUCAAUGUGAAGAUCAUGGAGUUCGCUUAAAUUGUGAUAGAAUCAAAACAAGUGGUUUAUGUAAAACCACAAAUGGAAUUCUUCUUUCAUUAUUCAGUACAGAAUGUCCUAAAACAUGUGGUCUAUGUGGUCAAGUAUGUAUCGAUAGUAAUGCAAUGAUUUGCAAUAUUUUGAAAUCAAACUGUGAAAAUGAUGAAUCAAGAAGAUUAUGUCCCAAAACGUGCAAUGUUUGUCGACCGCUAAAUAUCUGUUUCGAUACGACAGAAUAUUGCUCGUUAUUGAAAGACAGUUGCGAUGAUCCGAGAUUGAAACCGCUAAUGCAAUUAUCAUGUAAUGAAACAUGCGGUUUCUGUCAUUCAGAAUCAUCAACGAUAAAACCGUCACCAUCUGACUGCAUUGAUGCAGAUCCAAGAUGUGCUGCAUGGGCAGCUAAUGGAUUUUGCACAAAUUCAUUCUAUAAAUCAUUGCAUAAAAAAUGUUUAAAAACGUGUCGUCUGUGUUAA